Molecule: messenger RNA, 2421 nt
Organism: Erythranthe guttata (spotted monkey flower)
Lineage: Eukaryota; Viridiplantae; Streptophyta; Magnoliopsida; Lamiales; Phrymaceae
Product: S-type anion channel SLAH2
Biological process (GO): transmembrane transport; intracellular monoatomic ion homeostasis
Cellular component (GO): membrane
Molecular function (GO): voltage-gated monoatomic anion channel activity
Source: RefSeq, a predicted model, not a curated record
AAGAAAGACGUGUGACAAUUGUACGGCUUACUUUUUGUUACCUAACAUUUUUUCUGAUAUUUUUAUUUCUACAAAAUAAGCUUUCACCUUUAUUUUGUUUUUUGUUGGGUAUGUUUGUCAUCGGACAAUAGUUAAAUUAAUGGCAGUUGUUUUCCACUUAGAUUAUCAAUCACCUAGUGGACGACUGACGUACGGCUUCCAAGAAAAUGGCUUACUCCAUCACACUAUAAAUACGUGCUUCUUGUUUCUCUUAUUUAUUUGUGUCCCUUACUUCAAACCUUCUUACAUCUACUUGUAGAAACUAAACAAAUAACAAACAAACAUACUCCUGGCAAAUAAAUACAUCGUCCGAGGUGGUAGCUAUUGAUUUAAUUUGGUAUGGAGAAGAGCAAAGAAAAUCAAGUAAUACUCCCAUCAUUGAUCAAAGCUAUUACUGCACAUAAGGUGGCUACUGAUUUCGAUAGUGUCCAAACUCAUCGUGAUUUCACGACCUCUAUUCUCGGAAUCGAAGCAGAAACAGUGGAGUACGAGAAACCGAUGCAUUCGGUUUCCAUUAGCAUGCCGCCUUCUCCAGUUGAAGCUCAUGUACUAAACAAUACAAACCGAUGUUUCUUCAAAGACGACGAGAAGAAAUUCGGGAAUCAUAUUAAUAAUAUUCCUCCCGUUAUUAAUUCUGCUGCUUCUCAUCAGACGACGAAGCAAACUAAAUUUCAUUCUCAACCAAUGCCUAAAAGCUCUGCACUUACUUCCAACAUCCUUCCACUAAAGAACCCUAGGAUUCAUGAGCUUCAAGACAAAAGAUUCGACUCCUUCAAAACAUGGUCCGGAAAACUCGAGAGGCAAAUUUCAAAUAUCCGCGGUAAUAAUAAACAUCGAGAAUCCGAGCAAGACGAAUAUUCUCACCACGCAGAAAUCGAAAAUUUACCCGGCGUGCACCGUUACUUCGAUGCCUUGGAGGGACCAGAAUUAGAUACCCUAAGGGAUUCAGAAGAAAUAAUUCUCCCAAAAGACAAACAAUGGCCGUUCCUUCUUCGUUUCCCGAUAUCGUCCUUCGGAAUAUGCUUAGGCGUAAGCAGCCAAGCAAUAAUGUGGAAAACCCUAACAAACUCUGGAUCCACAAACUACCUUAACGUGAGCCCCUACAUAAACCUAGUCUUAUGGUACACCUCACUCGCACUUUUCAUAACCGUCUCCGCAAUUUACUCCCUCAAAAUAAUCUUCUUCUUCGAAGCGGUCCGGCGAGAGUAUUACCACCCAAUACGUGUCAAUUUCUUCUUCGCACCGUGGAUCGCGCUUCUCUUCCUAGCAAUGGGGGUUCCCAAUUCGGUUUCACAAACCCUACACGAAUCUCUAUGGUAUAUUCUCAUGGCCCCGAUCUGCUGCCUCGAGAUCAAAAUCUACGGGCAGUGGAUGUCCGGCGGGCAGAGGAGGCUGUCGAAGGUGGCGAAUCCGUCGAAUCAUCUGGCGGUGGUGGGGAAUUUCGUCGGCGCUUUGCUCGGAGCGUCGAUGGGGUUGAAGGAAGGGCCGAUUUUCUUCUUCGCCGUCGGGUUGGCGCAUUACACGGUGCUGUUUGUUACGCUUUACCAGAGGCUUCCGACGAAUAAGACUCUGCCGAAGGAGCUCCACCCGGUUUUCUUCCUGUUUGUGGCGGCGCCUAGUGUUGCGUCGAUGGCGUGGGCCAGGAUUCAGGGCUCCUUUGAUUAUGGAUCCAGGAUUGCUUAUUUCAUCGCCUUGUUCCUUUAUUUUUCACUGGCUGUCCGUGUUAAUUUCUUUCGGGGCUUCAGAUUUUCAUUGGCUUGGUGGGCGUACACUUUUCCGAUGACCGGUGCUGCCAUUGCGACGAUCAGAUACUCGGAUGUGGUCACAAGUCUAGUGACGAAAACUUUGACCGUGGUCCUCUGUACAUUAGCUACAUUCACAGUUGCCGCAUUACUGGUGACUAGUAUUAUCCACGCGUUUGUGAUCAGAGACUUAUUCCCGAACGAUAUCGCCAUUGCUAUUAGUGAGAGGAGGUCUAAAAUCACUAACCGAAAAUGGUAUCAUAUGAGAUCCGUCAGCUCAGACAGCACUAACAUUGAGCAGUAUCUCAAGUAUUCGGAUUCAGACGGCAAAUCAGACGUCGAGCAUUCUUCGUUUAGCGACAAAGAUUUCUCCGCUUCUGUUGCUAAAUAAGCUUCGGUGAAGAAUUGAUGAUAUUUUAAUUUAGCCACUCCCUACGAUAUCAAGAGAGGAGCAAAGUUGAUUUCCAGUGAAGUUGAUUUCUGGAGGGCAAAAUUGUCAUUUUUUUCAAGGUAUAAAUUUCUGAACACGCCAUGUCACGUCUUUAGAAUGUAUUACUCGGAUCUUGACCACUUCUUGGCAUUUCAGUUUGGUUAAUUAACUAAUUUGAUUGAUGUAAUUUAUAUCAUUUUCAUUUCAUUU